Messenger RNA from Myodes glareolus (Bank vole), 3822 nucleotides. NCBI's taxonomy places the organism in Eukaryota, Metazoa, Chordata, Mammalia, Rodentia, Cricetidae. The record is from RefSeq and is a predicted model, not a curated record.
CAGACCCACAGCUGCUGGCCCAGUUCUACUAUGCUGAUGAGGAGCUGAACCAGGUGGCUGCAGAGCUGGACAGCCUGGAUGGGCGGAAGGAGCCCCAGCGGUGCACACUGCUCGUCAGCCAGUUCCGCUCCUGCCAGGACAAUGUGUUAAACAUCAUUAAUCAGAUCAUGGAGGAGUGUAUCCCUCAAGACCGUGCCCCUCGGGACUUCUGCGUCAAGUUUCCUGAGGAGAUCCGGCAUGACAACUUGGCUGGCCAAUUGUGGUUCGGGGCUGAGUGCUUGGCAGCCGGCUCCAUCAUCAUGAAUCGUGAGCUCGAGAGCAUGGCUAUGCGGCCACUGGCCAAGGAACUGACGCGCAGCCUGGAGGAUGUGCGGGGCACUCUCCGUGACCAGGCACUACGAGACCUCAACACCUAUACGGAAAAGAUGCGAGAAGCGCUGAGGCAUUUUGAUGUUCUGUUUGCCGAGUUCGAGCUGAGCUAUGUCUCAGCCAUGGUGCCUGUGAAGUCCCCCAGAGAGUACUACGUGCAGCAGGAGGUCAUCGUUCUGUUCUGCGAGACAGUGGAGAGAGCCUUGGAUUUCGGCUAUCUGACCCAGGACAUGAUCGACGACUACGAACCUGCCCUCAUGUUCACCAUUCCUCGGCUGGCCAUUGUGUGUGGCCUUGUGGUCUAUGCAGAUGGACCCCUGAACUUGGACCGAAAGGCGGAGGAUAUGUCCGAGCUGUUCCGGCCCUUCCACACGUUGCUGCGGAAAAUAAGGGAUCUGCUGCAGGCACUGACUGAGGAAGAGCUGCACACACUGGAGCGGAGCCUCUGUGUUUCUCAGGAUGUAGAGCUCCCCAUCCGGGCAGAUGCCCAGGCACCCAGUGCCCUGGCACCAACUUUUUCUGCCUCCCUUCCCCCUGAGGAGCCACUUUCAGCCGGUGCCAGCAACCCAGAGGAAGAACUGGCCUGCUCAAUGCAGUAUGAUGAUCAGGAGUUGGAGGAGCUUAGCCGCAUGGUCCACAGAGCUGGAGAUGAGAUGUCAUCUCUGCUUUCACCGCCCAGUGCCUGCCAGUCCCCAGCACAUAGGCCAGGCACAGAGGCCAGCCCCCGAGGGGAAGCCUCUCCAGCCAGAGCCCGGCUGAAAUCAGGUAGUGAUGAGGAGGAAAGGGUAUUCUUCAUGGAUGAUGUGGAGGUGACAGAGUCUCCUGCCAGGUCGGAAUCCCCAGGGGGUACAUUAGAGUUGACAGGUGACGUGGAGGGCAAUGUUCAGCAGAGAGGACAGGAUAGCCAGAGUGGAGAGGUGGGGGUGGGUGCACCUUCCUUGGUAGAGGAGGAAGACCGGAGCAACAACAACAUCGAGGACGACAAAAUAAAGCUGGCCAACCUUGUGGGCUCCACUUCCUGCAGCUGCCUGGACUCACAGCUGUACCUGGACGGCUGGGAGGUGAGCGCAGAUGACGCUGAGACCGCCGAGAUGAUUGCACAUCGGACCGGGGGCAUGAAACUCUCGGCCACAGUCAUCUUCAAUCCCAAGUCUCCCACCUCCUUGGACUCAGCCGUGGCAUCUCAAGAAGCCACAGGCCACGGUAUUACCCCAUUGGAGCCCAGGGCAGAGGGGACAGCAGACAGUUCACACAAACUCGGCACUGCAGCCACCAACUGCCUCCUCCACUCCUGUGUGUGCUGUGGGAGCUGUGGGGACAGCAGGGAGGAUGCAGUGGAGCACCUGCGGGAGAAAUGUGGUCCAGGGAGCAUCAUUAGUGCCUCUAACCCUUCUGUAAGCCUAGCCAAGGCUGGGGACAAAGAGCCUGAGAGACUAGAUGAGGUCUGGCCUUCCCCUGAUGUCACCCUGCCUGCAGAAGAUGCCUCCAGUGGGCAGGAGCCCAAAGCCCCUGCUUCCAACAAGUGCCUGGCACAUACCUCAGGGCCUCAGGUGGACACAGCAAGCAGGUUGCAAGGAGAGGGUGAGGUCAAAGGCCCGUCUGAGUCAGAGACCAGAAAUCAGGACCCUGAGAAGCCCUCUGUGGCCUUGGGUGACAGUGCAAGAGAAGACAUGGCCCAGACAGAACCCCAACUCCUGUCGGACACCAGUCUCCAGACCAGAAGUCUAAAAUUUGCCAGAGCUGUUCUCCCUCCUGAAGCACCAGAGGAGCCCUUCUCGCCUCUUCCAACUCCAGGGAGCUCCAGCUCCACAGCUGGCUCCGGCUCCUUAGACAGCACCAGACUGGAGGUGGCCCCUGCGGUCAUGCCUCUCACCCCCAUGGCCACCAGAGAGAAGAUUCGGUCCAGGUUCCAUGGCAGCCAUGACCUGAUCCACCGCCUGUUUGUCUGCAUUUCAGGUGUGGCUGACCAGCUGCAGACAAACUACGCCAGCGACCUGAGAAGCAUUCUCAAAACACUGUUUGAGGUCAUGGCCACCAAGCCUGAAACCGACGACAAGGAGAAGCUAAAGAAGGUAACCCAGACCCUACGGAGUGCAGCCUUGGAGGACUGUGCAUUAUGCCAGGAGACUGUGUCAUCCUCAGAACUGGCAGCCAAGACUCGAGAUGGGGAUUUUGAAGACCCUCCUGAAUGGGUGCCAGAUGAGGCCUGUGGCUUCUGCACCUCCUGCAAAGCGCCCUUCACCGUCAUCCGCAGGAAACACCACUGCCGCAGCUGUGGGAAGAUCUUCUGUUCCCGCUGCUCGUCACACUCGGCACCACUUCCGCGCUACGGACAAGUGAAGCCAGUCCGUGUGUGCACACACUGCUACAUGUUCCACGUCACACCCUUCUAUAGCGACAAGACGGGCAUGUGAUGCUGUGCCUGGCGUGUCCCAGCCCUGAGUGGGCUGGAGACUCCAGGACAGAGGCACUGUGUCUGCCUUGAGUCCUGGCAAGGGUCUCUGGGGUGGAGGUGCUUUGCCUGCUGUGUGCCCUGUCCAGGCUGUGCUGCAGCAGGGCCCCAUUGCAUCUCAUCAAGCUGCUACUGCUGCAGACCUGCCUGGGUUUCCAAAACUGUCCAGAGCCUCUUGUGGAGACACCCAUCCUGGCAUGGGAUCCAGGGAUGCUAGCCAGGCAGGGUUGAACUCUCUUCUCUUGCCCGUCCAAUGGCGUUUUUGCUCCCGUUGUGCAUAGUAAGGCAGCAGAGGGCCAGUUCUGUAUGUUCUGUUCUGUAGCUGAAACCCUGGAAGCAGAAGCCAGGAGAUGCUAGCCCCCUAACAUCAUAGCAGGACUCCCCACUGUUUACCACCCACCUCAUUCCCUAGCGCUCACCACCUGCCUCGGGACCCUGCCCAACAACAUGCAUCUCAUUUCUAUUUGAAGGGGGAAUGUAAGAAGCAAACACAGUGGUCUCCUGGGGAAGCAGGCAUGCCCUUGGCAUCUCUACCAUGGCCACCUGCUGGCAGAACAGGGCCUGACCACCCGCUGAUAGCGUAGGCUGAGCUCUCAGGUGUUUGGGACUGGACUCAUCAGGUAGCCGCCACUUGGCUAACAGUUCCUUCUUCCUCUGCACCUACCGGGACUCGGGACUCUCGGGACUCUAACCCACUUCCUCAGACCUCAGUGCGGCCUGGACAGGCUGAGACGCACAGACACCUCCUCAGGCUUCAAUCUCAGGCUUCACGUUGCAAUGAUGAUUACAGUUUUAUUUUUAGAGAGAUGACACACCUACUGCUUCUUUUAUAGGAUGAAAUCCAAUCGCUGUUCAGCAGUGGAAUACACAUGCACAAAAAUGGCUUCUGUGCGGGGGUGGGGGAGAGUAUAUAACAGAGGGAAUAUUAUCUAUUGAGAUUAUUUUUAUUUUCUAAAUGCUGUAAUUCGAAACCAUUUCCAUAAAUCUAUUUAAGGAUUGCA